AUGCCUCGCAUUCUUCCACGUCUUAUUGACAAAAUCUCGCAGCAGGCUCAACACCAAAAGAAUUUCCCGUUUUACGGGCCUCCACGACGCCCAAAGUCACUUCACCGCCCCCUUCCUCCUCGCCCGUCUUUCAACCCUGCACAUCACCCUCGGUCUAUUCUUUUAGACACGGGUCCAGACAACCCAAUCACCAGUUCUCAAAGCUAUCUUUACCAUAAAACUCUACCUCCUCGUGUUUUUAUUCCUCAGAAUGCCAACACAAGACAAGGAGAAACAGAUUCACCACGGACCAUGACAGCGGAGGAACGUCGUUGGUGGGCGAAUCCAUAUCUCCGAAUCCUCUCCUCGCCCAUGCGAUAUUGUUUUGAUACAGACCACCAUUUCCCCGCAGAUACCCUGAUACGUUUAGCGCUAGUGCAACUUCCGCCCACUCGCAUGUCAAAGUCGCAAACACGAAUAACCAUCGUUCCAGAUGGUGUACUCCACCCCAAAUUUGCUCCUCGCAGAUCCGGCAGGGCAAGCUACAUUAUUUGCUCCCGGGAAGCCAUCUCUCAGACGGUCAAAUCUGGCAGCUAUAAACGCGCUCUACGGGGAGCCCAAAUUUUCAUGAACCCACGUCUAGCAGAUCAGAUCGCUCAUUUGUUGCGUCUACGCGUCCUGCAGGAGCUGGAAUUACUUGCAGAUCGGUUACAUUGUGGAACCGGAAGCCGUUCUGACGCUGGAACAUCUCAAACGAUAAUCCGGAAGCUGACACGCUCGGAGUGGAAUGACCUGAAAUCAAGUGGUAGUGUACCCUACGAUGACGCGCUCGCUAUUCUGGUUGUCCCUCCGCUGAACAAGCAUCGCGUAACGAAGGAACGUCCCGAACCUUCUAUGUCUGCGAUGCCUCCAGAGGAGGAAAAUGUGUCCUUCUCCAAGCCCUUACCACCCUUGUCGGAGAUGCUGUACUCACCCCUUGACCUCAGUCCUCCCGCAAGUGUGCUUCCGAACUUACUGCCCAAACUAGGUAUACCUCUUUACAAUGGAUUGACGGCGUUCCCGAACCGUUCGCAGCGUGCAGCACUUUUCGCGCUACUCACUCGCCUAUUGGGUUAUGAAAGAAAGAUGCGUUAUCUCGCUGGCGUUCGUCCAGCUGGAGAACAAUCAAAAGCUAGCCACGCCUUCUUGCUACGCUCAAACGCAGAUAGCAGUAAGAGAGGGGAUGCCGCUGCUGUUGCCAUUGCCUUAUGGCGACUGCGCAUGUUUGAAGGAACUUGCAAUGUAUCGUAG
Molecule: messenger RNA, 1269 nt
Organism: Laccaria bicolor S238N-H82
Lineage: Eukaryota; Fungi; Basidiomycota; Agaricomycetes; Agaricales; Hydnangiaceae
Exons: 3
Coding region: 1-1269 (422 amino acids)
Source: RefSeq, a predicted model, not a curated record